Capronia coronata CBS 617.96 is the source of this 5925-nucleotide messenger RNA. RefSeq lists its product as uncharacterized. The coding region runs from base 1 to 5925 and encodes 1974 amino acids. Lineage: Eukaryota; Fungi; Ascomycota; Eurotiomycetes; Chaetothyriales; Herpotrichiellaceae. The transcript has 2 exons. The record is from RefSeq and is a predicted model, not a curated record. Gene Ontology annotation, cellular component: phagophore assembly site; extrinsic component of membrane. Gene Ontology annotation, biological process: autophagosome assembly; autophagy of mitochondrion; reticulophagy. Gene Ontology annotation, molecular function: phosphatidylinositol-3-phosphate binding.
AUGUCGUACUUCCUUCCAUCCUACUUCCAAAAGCGACUGCUUCGAUAUGCCCUCACUCGCCUCGACUUCCUCGAAUCCGACGAACUUGAUCUUGAUAACCUUGCCCUGACCUGGGGUCAGAGGACCGUUGUCGAGCUACGAAACGUCGGCAUCAAAGUGAAGCGGCUCAUAGAUAUCCUCCAGUUACCGCCUACCUUUGCCCUGACGCAUGCUUCGAUCAGACUCCUCCGUCUCACGCUCCCCGCAGAUCUACACAUCUCCGGCAUCGAAGUCGAAGUAGAAGGCGUGGAGAUACUGGUUGGAGUUCGUACAGAUGGACAAACGGAAACAUCUCGUUCAAAGGAAGAAUCCGCACCCAGCAGGACAGACCGAGCAAAUCUGCCCCGGUUGUCUUCGCCUGCGGUUCACGACCCAGGCGGCUGGGCUUCCCAUGGCCGUCAGGGAGUAUCUCUAGAACUGUCUCAGGUCAUCCCGACCUCGGAAGAUCUGGCCACAUCGUUCUUGAAGGAUGAACCUCCCGAUGAAAGAGAGGAGCUGCAGGCGGCACUGGAGUCUCAGUCUCAAUACAUGCAAGAGUCGGUAACGUUCGCCCCGGGAGAAGACGUCGGGCUGGGCAUGCCUGGAGGGCUAUCGCUGCCUACUUUUGUCGCCAAUUUCUUUAAAGGCGUGGCCGAUCGCCUAUCCAUCAAAGUGAAGGACGUCAGUGUGGUUCUGGAGCUGGAACUUUCGCCGUCGGAAGGUGUUCCCACGGAGCAGACAAAGUUCAUGCUUUCAAUUGCGAGGAUCUCGGUAGACCCAUUGACACAACCAGGAAACAUUAAGGAUGUCCCAGAUUCGCGGCGGUCGGUCACGGUCGAUGAAUUACAUCUGUUUGUCCUGUCCGAAACAGAGACAUUCUCGGAGUUUUCUGGUUUCAGUUCCCCGAGACAGGGUCGGUCACGCCCCAGACUAUCGCAGCCGCGCGCUCACAGCGAUAUUAGCGACCAGGUGCGUUCCAGCAGCGCCAGUCUGAGUCGACACUCAGAACCGUCCAAGGUGUCAUCUCCACUGAGCAACUCCACGUUCGGUCUUGGGCUCAACGAUGCUACCCUUUCCGAGUUCAAUUCGCUCGAACAGAGACCGAGAAGAAUCCCGGUUCGGCAGCGGUCGUCCGACGACGGGCGAGUUGACAAUAGAGCACAUGCACAGGAAUUUCUGGACUCGCUACAUGAGGACAGUGCUGAAGAGGCACCCUCCGAAGAUGCACGCUCUGAAAAUCUGGCGGAAUCGAGAGUGUACACUCACGAUGAAGCCGAAAGCAUGUACAUGAGCGCUGUGAGUGGUCAGGUCAAUAUGCCCGGUGGCUGGGCCUGGCCAGACGCUGCCACGGAGAGUCAACAGAACCGUGACACCGUACAAACUACGAGCAAUACUGAUAAGGAUGUGGAACCCGCAGGCCACACAUAUGUUGUUAACGAAGAGAACGAGGAGGCAGCGGCCCCUCAGCAGCCCCGGUCAAGUGUCGAGCGCGAGGAAUCUAAUAGUGAGUCUGUUCUUGGAAGCCGCCUCGAGUCAUAUUUCCGCACCCGGAUCCUGCGCCUGGAUACCGUGUGUUUGAGGAUUCCUGAACCGCACCAUGAAGCGCAGUCAAGCGAACUACAGUCAGGAAUGGCCCAACGUCCUUCUCGUCCCGCCGCGCUCCAUCAGAGUCGCUUGAGUGCCGAAAGAGGUGCGGGCAGCACAUUCCUUAGCGACUCUCGCCUUCAUGGUCUACGGUCUGCACCACAAGCUCGACCUACUGAGAGAUCAAAGGACACCAUAAGCGUCGCCGUAGGAGAGAUAGCGAUUGAUCUGGAUAUAGUGGUCUGCAAGGUUUUGGUGAAAGCUGCUCAAGCGAUCUCUGAGGCACUUCCCACCACUGCUUCCGGCUCCCAGUCGUCGCCUUCCAAGCCCAACGGCAACCCUCUUUCUUUGACAGUCCAACGAGUUGACUUCAACUUUUAUGAAUCGGUACCGAAGAAGCCCCCGGCUAAAGUGGCUGUGCAAGCAAUCGAGUCGAUAAUUGGCCCUGACCCGGCUCUUUUGAACUUGUCCUUCGCCAUGGUAGCAUUUACACCGCUGUCUGGACCGGAAGGCGCCCAACGCCUGUCGAUUUCCAAGAUCCUUAUGACCCAUGGUGCAAAGGAAGUUCUUUCCUUUGUGGACUCGGUCAACGUUCGCGAUUCAAUAGCGUCCAGCUCCAUGUUGAGACCGCACGACUUUGUGGCAACAGUCUCUCGAAACCGCUAUGACGUGCAGUUGAAACCUGUUCACGUCGUGUUAGACCUACUGGUCAUUGACGAUGUCCUCAGCCGUAGUGGCGGACUGAGUUCCUUACUGGAUCUGGGGAAUUCGAUCAUGUCGACCAACACCGCGAAAGGGGCAGUCACCAAGCCGGUCGCCGAAGUGGCUCGAACACGGACUGUCCGGUUCAACGACCCUCAGAGGAGACCUCGAGCGGAGAGUGAUCCGUUGUCACCGCUACCCAAGGUCGAUAUUCGUAUCUCUGGAUCCGUAAUAGACCUGAUCGGCUCGGAGUCUACGGUCCAAAUCAAGACUUCGGCCAUUAAGACCGUCUACCGCGAGAGCAACGUGAAAUUGGUCAUCGAUGGUGCCGCUAUUGAAGGACCGCUCCUGACCGAGUCCAAGUCCCGUGGAGACAUUUAUGCAAAAGUCCGCAACAUCGAGGUGCACUACUCGAACGCGCCAAAUGACGAUGAUCUGGAUCGACUCCUCUCUUUGCUUACCCCUUCCAGUGACAAAUACGACCAAGACGACGAUAUCAUGGUAGAUACUCUACUCAGACAGCGUCGUAAAGGCGGAGUCUUGCGACUGACUAUCGGCGACCUACAGGCUGGAGCCGACGGUCUGCGCUGGAUCCCACAUCUCACGAAGGUUGCAGAUGAAAUUUCGAAGCUCUCCUCAGUCACCAAAUACCUCCCUGAGGACGAUCGCCCGGGCGUUCUUACUUUUGCACUAGUCAAGAAAUUCGAUUUUCGAUUCGAUAUCGACAAAGAGUUUGGUCCUCUUCGCCUGAAAGCCAACCUCGUCGAGGCGGCCCACAUCAGUGUACCGUCUCUCGCGGCAGCGCAAAUCACAAGCUGGACUCUUUCACGGAGCGAUAGUGAUGCUUUGAUCGGUGAGGUGAUCUCCCAAGACAGAACUAUCAUGGGGCCCCCUAUGUUCAUGUGCCGUUUCAUCGCAGAUGAAAUGGAGCCCACAGUGCGACUGAAGCUUUCCAAUACUUGUGCGGAAUACAAAGUGGCGACACUGGUUGCCUUGCUUUCAAUAUUUGAUCGUUUCAAGGCCGGUGAUGCCACUGGUCAGCAAGGUCCAGUCUCACAGCCUGCGAGUCCAACAUCUUCGGGCAAUGGAGAUGCCAGCAGCCUUGCGAGAGACAUCAGAUUCUCUGUGUCAUUUCGUGACUCGGCUAUCGCACUUAAUCCAGAUCAAGUGCCGGCAAGGGGUCUUUUCGUCUUGACCGAUGCUGUCGUCCGCCAUGAGAAAUCGAAACACGGGUCGACAAAUAACCUAGACAUCAAGAAAGCAUCUCUGCUUAUCAUCGACGACGCUGCAACAAUCGGUCAAGAUUCUGCCAAUGUCGAUCAUAAGCUUUACUUUGAAGAGAAUGAUCAGAUUCAGCAAUUGACCAAAGCUGGCUUUGUUCCGGUCGGGACGAUGUCAUCUGCUUCAGCUCUAGUCCAAGUUAUUGAAGACAAGGUCUCGGGGCAGACUCAGCUUGACGUUGAGUUCCGCAACAACCUCCUCUUCCUUGAGACGUGCGCCGAUUCCACUCAGACCAUGAUACAAAUCCUAAGCGGACUGGCACCUCCUGCACCGCCUUCCAAGGUCGCUAAGUUCCGGACAGAAGUGGUUCCGAUCCAGGACAUGCUAGCGUCCUUCACAGGCAAUGCUUUCGUGUCCGAGCCAGGGCCGGAGCUCGGCCUUACGGCGUCGAGGGAGACGAUUGUUGAAGGGAUGUCCGGUUUCGAAGAUGACUACGACGAUGACGAUGAAGAGACACAGUAUAUGACGAAUCUGUACGCAGAUGCUGACGAUGCUGACGAUGAAAUGACUGCAAGUCAUGUGGAAUCCGACCUAGGUCAGUCAACAAUAACCGAAUCCCUCCACAUAGCACCGGUCGACGCCACGGGCCAGAGUCCCGACGAGAUGAACGAAAGCGUCAUGAUGCAUAGCAUGCUAGACUUCAGGACGGACCAUUUUGCCCCAAAGACAUCGGUUGGCGGCACCGCGCAUCGGUGGAACUCGACUCAAAAUACAUAUGGUCUUGCCAGUGAUACGGUGUUCGAGCGGGCUCCCGUCAAGGUCCGAGUUAGGGAUGUUCAUGUGAUCUGGAAUCUUUUCGAUGGGUACGAUUGGCAAGCAACCAGGGACACAAUAUCUCAGGCCGUGAAGGACAUCGAGAACAAGGCCAUGGCAAGACGACCGCGAAGCAGCAAUCGAAACACUGCAGCGGAUGAUGAGGACGAGUCUGUGAUUGGAGAUUUCUUGUUCAAUUCCAUCUACAUUGGGAUUCCAGCAAACAAAGACCCCCGGGACUUGACGAAUGCCAUCAACCACGACAUCGAUGAUAUGAUCAGUGAGACCGGCAGUUAUGCUACUGGUACCACGGUGACCGCCGCGACCUCUCGCCGUCACUCCGGGCAGAUCCCACGUCAGAAGAGACUCAAACUCAGUCGGAGUAAGCAUCACAAAAUGACGUUUGAGCUCGAAGGGGUAUCCGUGGACUUUGUGGCGUUCCCACCAGACAGCGGCGAGGUUGAGAGCUCUGUCGACAUUCGAGUCAAGAAGCUGGAAGUGUUCGACCACAUCCCCACGUCGACCUGGAAGAAAUUUGCUACUUACAUGCAAGAUGCUGGGGAGCGCGAAGUGGGAACUAACAUGGUCCACAUUGAACUCCUCAACGUAAGGCCUGUUGCGGAUCUGGCGGCGUCGGAGAUGGUGCUCAAACUGAGUGUGCUACCAUUGCGGCUGCAUGUCGACCAAGACGCCCUGGACUUCAUGAGCCGAUUCUUUGAGUUUAAGGAUGAACGCAUCCCGGUUUCCACGGGCCCCUCCAAUCCGCCGUUUUUACAGCGGGUGGAAGUGAAUGCCAUCCCCCUCAAGCUUGACUUUAAACCGAAACGGGUGGAUUAUGGUGGCCUCCGUUCUGGUCGCACCACCGAAUUCAUGAACUUUUUCGUGCUUGACCGUGCAGACAUGGUGUUGCGCCGAGUCAUUCUGUACGGGGUGUCCGGGUUCGAACGUCUCGGGAUCAUGCUGAACAAUAUCUGGUCGCCCGACGUGAAGCGCAAUCAGUUGCCCGGAGUUCUUGCCGGACUGGCUCCGAUUCGGCCUCUGGUUGAUGUGAGCAGCGGAGUACGAGACCUCAUCACCGUGCCGAUCCGAGAAUAUCGCAAAGACGGUAGGAUAGUUCGAAGCAUUCAGAAAGGAGCCGUGGCGUUUGCCAAGACGACCGCUACCGAGCUGGUCAACUUCGGGGCGAAACUGGCGAUUGGCACGCAGCAAGUACUCCAGAACACCGAGGGUCUUCUCUCCACUCAGGAGCGCAAAGAAGAUCCUGAUGGGGACGACGAGGCAACCAAACACAUUUCGUUGUACGCAGAUCAACCUAUCGGCAUUACACAAGGAUUGAGAAUAGCGUACGGAGCCCUGGAACGGGAUCUGCUGAUAGCCAAGGACGCGAUCGUGGCCAUCCCCGGUGAAGUGAUGGCGAGUGGCAGUGCCACGGGAGCAGCAAAGGCCAUAUUGAAACAAAGCCCGACAAUCAUCUUACGCCCGGCGAUAGGAGCCUCGAAGGCGGUCGGGCAGACACUGAUGGGGGCGGGCAAUACGCUGGACAAGAAGAAUCUUCGGCGGAUCGAUGAGAAAUACAAGCGGCACUGA